AGAAUCUGUGGAUAUUAUAAUAGAAGAAAAUGGUCAAUUAAGGGAAAUUGCAGUUUCUGGCGAAAUUCUGGGCUGGGAUUAUCAUUUCUCGCAGAGGAAAACGCCAAGAAAUUUGUUUAAGCAACCAUUUAUAGCAUUCGUCUAGCUGUUCUAUCCAAUUUGAAUUUUUUCACCAACUCUAAAAACCAUCCACCAUUCCAGCUCAAUCUCUCCGUUACUUCACCAUUCACCAAUUCAUCAAACUUCUAUAAGAAUUCUAGUCCGUGUGUUCUCGCUACCCAUCUCAAUUCUCAUCCCUCCCUCCCUCAAUUUUCCUCCAAACGCUCUCUUGGUGCGAGAAAAUGCGUGAAAUUCUUCAUAUUCAAGGAGGUCAAUGUGGCAACCAAAUCGGAGCGAAGUUCUGGGAGGUGGUUUGCGCCGAGCAUGGCAUUGAUGCUACCGGUAAAUACAAUGGGGAUUCUGAACUCCAGCUUGAAAGGCUCAAUGUUUAUUACAAUGAAGCAAGUGGUGGCAGGUAUGUGCCAAGGGCUGUCCUUAUGGAUCUUGAGCCUGGAACCAUGGAUAGUGUCAGGACAGGCCCCUAUGGUCAGAUUUUUAGACCUGAUAAUUUUGUUUUUGGUCAAUCUGGUGCCGGAAACAACUGGGCUAAGGGCCAUUAUACUGAGGGUGCUGAAUUGAUCGACUCUGUGCUUGAUGUUGUUCGCAAAGAAGCAGAGAAUUGUGAUUGCUUGCAGGGAUUUCAGGUUUGCCAUUCUCUAGGAGGAGGAACCGGGUCUGGCAUGGGUACUCUUUUGAUCUCCAAAAUCAGAGAGGAAUUCCCAGAUAGAAUGAUGCUUACUUUCUCUGUUUUCCCAUCUCCUAAGGUCUCUGAUACAGUCGUUGAGCCUUAUAAUGCGACUCUUUCUGUCCAUCAGCUUGUUGAAAAUGCAGAUGAAUGCAUGGUCCUCGAUAAUGAAGCUCUCUAUGAUAUCUGCUUCCGUACACUUAAGCUCACCACUCCAAGCUUUGGUGAUUUGAACCAUUUGAUUUCUGCUACCAUGUCUGGAGUCACAUGCUGCUUGAGAUUCCCAGGCCAGCUUAACUCUGAUCUGAGAAAGCUUGCUGUCAAUCUCAUCCCCUUCCCCCGGCUCCAUUUCUUCAUGGUAGGUUUUGCUCCUCUCACCUCGCGUGGCUCUCAGCAAUACAGAGCCCUAACCGUGCCAGAACUCAGCCAGCAAAUGUGGGAUGCAAAGAACAUGAUGUGUGCAGCAGAUCCACGCCAUGGCCGUUACUUGACAGCCUCAGCCAUGUUCAGGGGCAAAAUGAGCACCAAGGAAGUUGAUGAACAGAUGAUCGCUGUUCAAAACAAAAAUUCUUCAUACUUUGUAGAAUGGAUUCCAAACAAUGUGAAAUCAACUGUUUGUGAUAUCCCUCCAACAGGCCUGAAAAUGGCAUCCACAUUCAUUGGUAACUCAACAUCAAUUCAGGAAAUGUUCCGCCGUGUGAGUGAGCAGUUCACAGCCAUGUUCAGGAGGAAGGCUUUCUUGCACUGGUACACUGGGGAAGGUAUGGAUGAGAUGGAAUUCACAGAGGCAGAGAGCAACAUGAAUGAUUUGGUCUCUGAGUAUCAGCAAUACCAAGAUGCCACAGCUUAUGAGGACUAUGAAGAGGAAGAAGAGGAAAUUCAUGAUAUGUGAUUCAGAUCAUAUCAUGUUUGAUGGGUUUGGAUUGAUGGGUCUGUGGUUUUGGAUGUGUAAGUAGUGCAACUUCAUUUACCAGUUUCUUGCAACAGAAUAGGUAAUGUAAGCUGCACUACCGCACUGUCGUCUGGUUUUCGUUGUCUUGGACUUUGGAGAUAAGGGAUUCGAAACAAGCUUAUGUGUGGGUUAGAGAUAUGCGCUAAUCAAGCUGUGCUCUCUCUCGGAUCAACUAUUGUUUGAACUGGAAAAAGAGCCAGUAUUCCCUUGUAUAUCAAACUGAAACACAAAUAAAAUGCUAUAUUGAGAAAAUAAACGUAUAUUGGUAAGCAUUUCAUGUUUU
Manihot esculenta (cassava) is the source of this 2019-nucleotide messenger RNA. Its product is annotated as tubulin beta chain. Lineage: Eukaryota; Viridiplantae; Streptophyta; Magnoliopsida; Malpighiales; Euphorbiaceae. Gene Ontology annotation, molecular function: GTP binding; GTPase activity; structural constituent of cytoskeleton. The transcript is spliced from 3 exons. Gene Ontology annotation, cellular component: cytoplasm; microtubule. Bases 342 to 1676 code for a protein of 444 amino acids. Gene Ontology annotation, biological process: microtubule cytoskeleton organization; mitotic cell cycle. The record is from RefSeq and is a predicted model, not a curated record.